Messenger RNA from Salvelinus sp. IW2-2015, 1066 nucleotides. Its product is annotated as protein rapunzel-like. The coding region runs from base 126 to 797 and encodes 223 amino acids. The record is from RefSeq and is a predicted model, not a curated record. The transcript has 2 exons. NCBI's taxonomy places the organism in Eukaryota, Metazoa, Chordata, Actinopteri, Salmoniformes, Salmonidae.
ACUGAACAGGGUCUACAGAUGGAAAUAAACACUGCUAGUUCAAACACAACAUAACCACAUCUAGAAAUACUACUACAGAACCACAAGGACUACAGUGAAGUCAUACUGUAAGUGAAGCAGCAGACAUGGACAAGCAGACAUUUGUCACAUUACUAAAUUGCAUGGAGAAAGCCUCUUCCUUCGCCGCCACCAUCAACCCACUCUUUUACACAGUCACUGCAGUGGUGAAGGUGACAAAGGGCCUGGUCGCCAAAGACCUCACCCAAGAACAGAACGCCAAAGAAUUCGACCAAAUCCACGCCACGCUGGAAAGAAUCUCCAAGGCAAACCAGCAGAUUCUGAAGCAGAGUCAACUGGACGAGGUCAAUGAGAAGUACGGCAAGUAUGAAGAGUAUAUCAAGCACCAAUACACCGCCUUCAACACCAUGGUGGAACAGAUCCAAAAAGACCCUGAGGGAAGAGAGGGAUACAUGGCAGAGUUCAAGAGGAUCUAUGAGAGAGACCAGAGUGACCUUUCUCUAAAAACGUACUACGAAGGUGUCAUAGAAGAGGAGAAAACUUUUGAACAAAGAGGUCUGCUGAAAGUGUACAUUGAGCACUACAAGCAAAACCGAGACGUCAUGGAGAAAAAGUGUUCCCAACUGGCUAAUGUCUUUCAAAUGGGCCUGAUGACACUAAUGGCAUAUACGGUGGUCACAGAGGAUGAUGAGGUUGAAGUCAGGGAGAAAUGGUCCCCCAGGGUGGAGAAGAUUCAGGCCAAGAUGAUUGAUGCGCUGGCCCAGUGUGAAGGGAACUGAUCCUCAUCCACUCCCAGGGUCAGGUUGGCAUGAGAGCUUUAAGGUUAAAGGUUUUUGGAGACUACUAGUAGUCUUCUUUCAAUUUUAAAAUAAUAGUAAUUUCCUUUUGGGUGGUGGGCAAUUCCUUUGUCAAUGAAUGGAAUGAAUUAAAUCUAGAUAUUAGAAUUUUUUGCAAUGAGCAGUGUUGCAAUUCAGUCCUUAUGUUUUCUAUUUUCCACUGCCAACUGUCAAGUUUACUUUCAGAAAUGAGUCUGAAUGCAUGCUUUAUG